Anoplopoma fimbria (sablefish) is the source of this 1167-nucleotide messenger RNA. RefSeq names its product cell death inducing DFFA like effector b (gene cideb). Gene Ontology annotation, biological process: apoptotic process; regulation of apoptotic process. Bases 133 to 765 code for a protein of 210 amino acids. Lineage: Eukaryota; Metazoa; Chordata; Actinopteri; Perciformes; Anoplopomatidae. The record is from RefSeq and is a predicted model, not a curated record. The transcript is spliced from 5 exons.
UAUCACCAGGUUUGGGUCGAAGUACAGCUACUGGGUCAAACACAGGUAGAACUGACAUUAUCCCUAUUUGUCACAACAAAACACCUUACCAACAAACGAGGUGUGAGAAGAGACACCAAGAGACUGACGAACAUGGAAACAACAUCUUCAUUUAUCAAAUCUGUGACCAAGCGAGUGUGGUCUCCACCACAGCGUCCCUUCAGGGUCUGUUGUCACAACAGGGAGACCAGGAAGGGCAUCACAGCCGGGACCCUGGAGGAGCUGAAAGAGAGGGUAUGCCAGGCUUUGCUGCUGUCCCUGUCUGCAGUGUCUCUGUCUCUGGCCUGUGAGGAGGACGGUACAGAGGUCGACUCCGACGAGUUCCUCAUGACUCUGCCUGACAACACCAUGCUCAUGGCCCUGGAGCCUGGACAGACAUGGAGACCACAGCCAGGUGCAGUUGUGUCCAAGUCUCAGGAGCACAACAAGCCUCGGACUGGGAGAGACAUAGCUCGUGUCACCUUUGACCUUUACAGGAUGAGCCCGAAGGACGUCUUCGGCUCCCUGAAUGUGAAGGCAACGUUUCAAGGCCUGUACUCUGUGAGCGCUAGCUUUGAAUGUCUGGGGCCCAAGAAAGUCCUCAGAGAAGCCCUGCGUUUGGCCUCCGCCCUCCUGCACACCGCUGGACACCUGCUCAUCACUUCCGCCUCCAUGAUCCGCCGCAUUAUCGAAGGCGCUGAGCUCUGGCAGCCUCAGAGGACCGAGUACUCAGCCAUCUGGAAGUGAUGCAGCCAAGACAGACCUAUUCAGCAGAAACAUCUGGUAUCUCUGUAUAAACAGGAUGUGUAGGAAGGUCUGAGAUAUUUUGAAUAAUAUUCCCAUUAUUGAGCACCUCAUUGGGUAAAUUAUAUUUUGUUUGGAUGUUCUGCCAGAUAAAGCUUUAAGAGGCCUGUGUAUUUCCGGUUAUAAACAGGAUGUAACAGAGAAAAAGAAAUAUCAGUGAGAACAGAGGAGGCUUAGUGAUGUAGCUGGAUAACAUGAGAAUGAGUGUCAUAGGUAUUAAUGUAGUUAUUUUUCUAUUUUUGUGCAAUAUAUAAAUAAUAUUCAAGAAUAGUACUUUAUUUUUGUUAAUUUGGUGUAGAUUAUGUGAACUAUCUCCUCUGACAUUACAGCUGUUUGUCAUUUUGA